CCAGCUGCUGUCGCCGCCGCCGUCACAGUUUGAAGAGGGCUGUGAUCCGAGAGUGGCAGGGGAGGGGCCUGAGCCGGGAGGAGGCACAGAUGUCCCGAAACAAAGCUUUGGACCCCUUACCCCCACCCCACUUGGAUGAGACAAGAGGCGAGGAGCGAAAGAAGUGAACUCUCUCCUGCUUUCUGUGCCCGCUCUUAGGACUAAGAUUCCAGAUGGCAAAUUCUAUGAAUGGCAGAAACCCUGGUGGUCGAGGAGGAAACCCCCGAAAAGGACGAAUUUUGGGUAUUAUUGAUGCUAUUCAAGAUGCAGUUGGACCCCCUAAGCAAGCAGCAGCAGAUCGCAGGACUGUGGAGAAAACUUGGAAACUCAUGGACAAAGUGGUCAGACUGUGCCAAAAUCCCAAACUUCAGUUGAAGAAUAGCCCACCAUAUAUACUUGAUAUUUUACCUGAUACAUAUCAGCAUUUGAGACUUAUAUUGAGUAAAUAUGAUGACAACCAGAAACUUGCCCAACUCAGUGAGAAUGAAUAUUUUAAAAUCUACAUUGAUAGUCUAAUGAAAAAGUCAAAAAGAGCAAUAAGACUCUUUAAAGAAGGCAAGGAGAGGAUGUACGAAGAGCAGUCGCAGGACAGACGAAAUCUUACAAAACUAUCCCUUAUCUUCAGUCACAUGUUGGCAGAAAUCAAAGCAAUCUUUCCCAAUGGGCAAUUCCAGGGAGAUAACUUUCGUAUCACGAAAGCAGAUGCUGCUGAAUUCUGGAGAAAGUUUUUUGGAGACAAAACUAUUGUACCAUGGAAAGUAUUCAGACAGUGCCUUCAUGAGGUCCAUCAAAUUAGCUCUGGCCUGGAAGCAAUGGCUCUAAAAUCAACAAUUGAUUUAACUUGUAAUGAUUACAUUUCAGUUUUUGAAUUUGAUAUUUUUACCAGGCUAUUUCAGCCUUGGGGCUCUAUUUUACGGAAUUGGAAUUUCUUAGCUGUAACACAUCCGGGUUACAUGGCAUUUCUCACGUAUGAUGAAGUAAAAGCACGGCUACAGAAAUACAGCACUAAACCCGGAAGCUACAUUUUCCGGUUAAGCUGCACUAGGUUGGGACAGUGGGCCAUCGGCUAUGUGACAGGGGAUGGAAAUAUCUUACAGACCAUACCACACAACAAGCCCUUAUUUCAAGCCCUGAUUGAUGGCAGCAGGGAAGGAUUCUAUCUUUAUCCUGAUGGGAGGAGUUAUAAUCCUGAUUUAACUGGAUUAUGUGAACCUACACCCCAUGAUCAUAUAAAAGUUACACAGGAACAAUAUGAAUUAUAUUGUGAAAUGGGUUCCACUUUUCAGCUCUGUAAAAUUUGUGCUGAGAACGACAAAGAUGUCAAGAUUGAGCCUUGUGGGCAUUUGAUGUGUACCUCUUGCCUUACAGCCUGGCAGGAGUCAGAUGGCCAGGGCUGCCCCUUCUGUCGCUGCGAAAUAAAAGGAACGGAGCCCAUAAUCGUGGACCCCUUUGAUCCAAGAGAUGAAGGUUCCAGGUGCUGUAGCAUCAUCGACCCCUUCGGAAUGCCGAUGCUGGACUUGGAUGACGACGAUGACCGGGAGGAGUCCUUGAUGAUGAAUCGGUUGGCAAAUGUUCGAAAGUGCACUGACAGGCAGAAUUCCCCAGUCACAUCACCGGGAUCCUCUCCCCUUGCACAGCGAAGAAAGCCACAUCCAGACCCUCUCCAGAUCCCACAUUUAAGCCUGCCACCAGUGCCUCCUCGCCUGGAUCUAAUUCAGAAAGGCGUAGUUCGGUCUCCCUGUGGCAGCCCAACUGGUUCACCAAAGUCUUCUCCUUGCAUGGUGAGAAAACAAGACAAACCACUCCCAGCACCACCACCUCCCUUAAGAGACCCUCCUCCUCCUCCACCUGAGAGACCUCCCCCAAUCCCCCCUGACAAUAGACUGAGUCGUCACUUCCUUCACAUGGAAAGUGUGCCUUCCAGAGACCAGCCGAUGCCUCUGGAAGCCUGGUGCCCUCGGGAUGUGCUUGGGACUAAUCAGUCAGUGGGAUGUCGCCUCCUAGGGGAUGCCUCUCCAAAGCCUGGAAUCACAGCGAGUUCAAAUGUAAAUGGAAGGCACAGUAGAAUGGGCUCUGACCCAGUGCUUAUGCGGAAACACAGACGCCAUGAUUUGCCUUUAGAAGGAGCCAAGGUCUUUUCCAAUGGUCACCUGGGAAGUGAAGAAUAUGAUGUUCCUCCCCGGCUUUCUCCUCCCCCUCCAGCUGCCACCGUUCUCCCCAGCAUCAGGUGUACUGGUCCAUUAGCAAAUUCCCUUUCAGAGAAAACAAGAGACCCAGCAGAGGAAGACGACGAUGAAUACAAGAUUCCUUCAUCCCAUCCUGUUUCCCUGAAUUCACAACCAUCUCAUUGUCAUAAUGUAAAACCUCCUCCUAGGUCUUGUGAUAAUGGUCACUGUAUAUUGAAUGGAACACACGGUACGUCUUCAGAGAUGAAGAAAUCAAACAUCCCUGAGUUAGGCAUAUAUUUAAAGGGAGAUGUUUUUGACUCAGCUUCUGAUCCAGUGCCAUUACCACCUGCCAGGCCUCCAACUCGGGACAAUCCAAAGCAUGGUUCUUCACUCAACAGGACGCCCUCUGAUUAUGAUCUUCUCAUCCCUCCAUUAGGUGAAGAUGCUUUUGAUGCCCUCCCCCCGUCCCUCCCACCUCCCCCACCUCCCGCAAGGCAUAGUCUCAUCGAACAUUCAAAACCUCCUGGCUCCAGUAGCCGACCAUCCUCAGGACAGGACCUUUUCCUCCUUCCUUCAGAUCCCUUUUUUGAUCCAGCAAGUGGCCAGGUUCCUUUGCCUCCUGCUAGGAGACUACCAGGUGAAAAUGUCAAAUCCAACAGAACAUCACAGGACUAUGAUCAGCUUCCUUCAUCUUCAGAUGGUUCACAAGCACCAGCCAGACCUCCUAAACCACGACCCCGCAGGACUGCACCAGAAAUUCACCACAGAAAACCCCACGGGCCUGACGCAGCAUUGGAAAAUGUCGAUGCAAAAAUUGCAAAACUCAUGGGAGAGGGUUAUGCCUUUGAAGAAGUUAAGAGAGCCUUAGAGAUAGCCCAGAAUAAUGUCGAAGUGGCCCGUAGCAUCCUCCGAGAAUUUGCCUUCCCCCCUCCCGUCUCCCCACGUCUAAAUCUAUAGCAGCCAGGACUGUAAACACCAGAACACAAAGCAAUUGCUGAAUGUUCCAGAUGUGUGGAAAGGAGAAAAGUGAGAUGGAAUUCAAGAGAGAACAUCUCCUCCUCACGUGGCAUCUUGAGAAGAGAAAGGCUUGGAAGUGCUGCUUCUCAGAAGACAGCUUCUUGCUCAGGAUGCCAAUGGCCACGGCUUCCUUAUUUUUGCUAGCCAUACUUUUAAAUCAGGGUUGAACUGACAAAAAUAAUUUAAAGACGUUUACUUCCCUUGAACUUUGAAUCUGUGAAAUGCUUUUCCUUGUUUACAAGUUGGCAAAGUUGCAGUUUGUUUUUUAGUUUUGUUUGGGGACUUUUUUGAUACCUGUACUGUGUUCUUGAUAGACCCUCUGUACAGUGGUCAGGUCUGCUGUAACAUUUUCUACCAACUCCCUUGCUGUCUGUGUCAACAGCUAAGUCACAUACUCAUUGUGAUCGUUCCCAUCCCACCCCCCCCAAACCCAGGUCCAGUUCCAUUUCUCCCAUUUACAAGAUGCUUUAAAGGUUCUGAUUUUCAACGUAUCAAAUUAAUGCAAAAAAAGUGUGUGGCCUUCACUACUGAGUCUUUUCUUUGGAAACCAUCACUGUUGAGAGAUGGGGAAAAUCUGAAUGUAUAAAGCAUUUUUUGGUCAAUGAAUGCCUUUUAUAAGGGGUUUUCAUAUAAUAUAGAAGAGCUUCCGUUUUUGUGUAAGUUUUGUGAUCUUCCACACUCUCAUCUUUGUCAUCCCAGGGGUGUCACGACUCUAAAAAAAAAAAAACCUAAAAUAUUAGAAAGCAACUACCGCAGAGGUGGGAGAAUACGCUUGCACAUGACAAUGCCGUAUUGAAGUUAUAUAAUGAGGCCCCCUGAUAUUUAUGCCACAUUACUUUGAGGCAUGCUGAGUAAGAGGACCGUCUCCCAGAAAUACUUAAUGAUUUUCAGAUAAAACUAUGACCAUACCUUUCCAAAGUGGAAUAGAGUUCAUUUCCUGUUUGAGUGAUUACACUCUGGUACCUAAAAAGUGUAGGAACCAGUUCAUAUUGCAGUGGAAACGUUACAUCUUUGACGCACUGUUAAGUGCUAAUGCUACUGUGGCAAUGUUUAUUUUUCUUUUGCAAAAUUCUUAGUAAUUUUCUCUCUCCCAUCAAAUUAGAGUUUGUAUUUAAUUUUUUGAUUCUCUCAUUCAUUGCUCCUCUUUGCUCCAUCCAGUCAGGUAUAAGACAUUUAUAUAGUUUUGCCUUUUUUGCAAAAUGGAGGUUGGUUCUUCAGAAACCGUGUUAUUACUUUUAAUAAACCUACAAAUAUUUAUUGGGCAUCUAUGAUGUGCUCCACGCUGUCAGGCACUGUGUUCUUAAAGCACAAACCGUCACAAACUGAUUCCAUUGUAAUAUUCUGUUAUCCUUUAUCUGCACUUUUGGUGGUGAAAGUGUCUCUGCUGGACAAAGCCUGGAAGGGUUCCACCAGUGCUUUAGAAUUUUCAGGCAAUCUGCUUUUUUUUUUUUAUUAUUAAGUUAGUGAAGAAAUUAGACAAAACCAGGUCUGUGUUAAAUGCUUGAACCCACAGAAGGUUUCCUAAACGUGGACUGAUUGCAGGUUUGUGCACGUUUCUGCCACUCCUUUAACUUCACACAGUGUGAUGUAAAAAGAUGCAUCUGAUAGUGAGCCUUCCUUCAGGAUUUGAAAGCAUGUAACCAAACACGUGGCAGAGCCAAAGGAAAUUAACAGUCAAGACUUGUGUAGUCAUUGCGUUGACCUGGGGAGGGAACUAACGCAUUCCUUUGUGAGCUGACAUGUGCCCUUACUUGACAGUUUGAUCUCCUGACAUGAGGAGUCACAGGCCUUGGAUAGUUUGUGCUCAUAUUUUAAUUUCUUCAGCUGAUUCUGAGCUGGUUCAUGUCCCUGGAAGAGAAUUUUUAAUUUGCUUUAGAUGUUCUUCCUGUAAGUAGGUAUAUGAGGGCAGUUUUUUACACUUUUAAAAACUGCAUUGGCUAAUUCUCCAUUGCUUUAUGAACUCCAUGUUAUGUCAUCAUGAUUUUUCAUUUAUUAGUUUCUGAUGUCACGUUGGAAUAGCACUGUGGUUUUUUUUUAUGACUUGCUGAUCUUAGGUACAGUCUAAAAGCCAAAAGUUGCCACUUCAUUGUGAUAACAUUAUUAUAACAUUCUUAAUAGAUUAGGGAAGGAUGUAAAAUACGAAUGUUAGGAAGUAUAGUAUAUUCUCAUUCAAACAAUUUUCAAAAAUGUGAAAAUUUCCAGUGAGGAUUAGAAAAAGACUGGUGACAAUAUAGAAAAUUUAGGCCUGAGUUUUUAAAAAUCUAUUUUGCAAAGAAAACUUACUAGCCUCCACCAAAAUCUCUCUGUAUCUAGUACUCAACAGCAACAAUUAGUUUUAUCAUUAAAAAGAACGAAUCAAAAUUUUGUAUGGAAUGGAAAGAGCAAAACUGUCAAAUGUUAUCAUGAAAAACCUAUUGCUACCUAUUACCUAUGACUUAUCAAACUCAAAAGUUUUUUUUUGGAAAUAAUUAAACCAAAAUACAUUUUUAAAUUAUAAAAGUGACUAGCCAUUAAUGGUUGGAAAUGAACCAGGUUUGGUUUCACUGUGAUCCAAAAAGUUUGACAUUCCUUCCAUGUCUCAAGACUUGGUAAUAUGAUUAUUUUUAAAGCCAGUAUGACAUAUAAUUCAUAUAAUUAAAACAGAUUGUGGCCAACAUUAACCUGCUCUCCCCGGUCCCCCAACAUAUUCUGGGGGUAGAAAUACUUAUCCUCAAAGAUAGUCCAGUAAAUUAAUCUCCACAAUCUCUUUUUCCCCUUGAUGUCUAUAAUAUCUAUCCUGGCCAAAUUUUCUAGAAUUGAAUCAGCAGUGCUUAUGGUGAUCUUGAACUUCCUUCCACAAAGAUGACCUUUAGCCCUUCCCCAUCCAUAUUCCCUUGCCUAUAUUGCGAAUAGUAAUAGAGCCCUAACUGCAACUUCAAAGGGCCCAUUGGUUAACUCAGUGUUUCACACACAAGAACACUUGCAAUGAUUUCUUCGUAAUGUGAAUUUUUUCUCUUUCAGUUCCAGAAGCAUUUCCUACGGUUUGGACAUUAUUUUUCCUCUUGGAUCUUCAACUUGAAGCUUUAAUUUGCACUGAAUUGUCUAACCUGGUUAAAAUUUUAAUCUUUUCUCUUAUGCUGACAGAUUUGGAAGCAAAUUACAGUAUGUUUUCAACAAUACAGGUACUGCCUGUUGACCUGGAAUUUUAAUGCUUCUAGGAAAAGUUUCCAGAAAAUGACAGCAGUUGAGUGAAGGGUUUUCUUCCCAAUUUACUGUUUUAUUUUUUUAAUGCCUUUUUAAAACUUGUCUAAUAUGGCAAAAUAGUUAUGUGUUCAAUUAAUUUAUAUUUUAUUCAUCCUUUUUCAAUUCUGGUUAUUAU
Molecule: messenger RNA, 6582 nt
Organism: Mesoplodon densirostris (Blainville's beaked whale)
Lineage: Eukaryota; Metazoa; Chordata; Mammalia; Artiodactyla; Ziphiidae
Gene: CBLB
Product: Cbl proto-oncogene B
Exons: 20
Coding region: 213-3164 (983 amino acids)
Biological process (GO): cell surface receptor signaling pathway; negative regulation of epidermal growth factor-activated receptor activity
Cellular component (GO): membrane raft; plasma membrane
Molecular function (GO): ubiquitin protein ligase activity; SH3 domain binding; phosphotyrosine residue binding
Source: RefSeq, a predicted model, not a curated record